AUGGUUCUUAGAACAGGUAGACGGCGCAAUUCGGCUAUUACCCAAGUCUUCCUCCGGCCCUUUACCAAACUCGCAGUGUUAGUAUCGGAUUUUCGUGAGGCGAACGAUAUUCUCAGUCAUCGUGAUGGUAUCGAUUUCAAGCGAGGCAAGAAGGUUGACGCCUUCCCGACGGGGCUGGGACCUGAAUGCGGGGAUAUCAAGAGGCAAUUCGACCACCUCGUUACUUCAGAAGGGCCAUCUGAUUUAAGUCUAGACAUGGAUGAGAUCGUAAAGCUCGACAUUCUUCCCAAGUCACCCAAGCUCCGCGCCCUAGAGAUGAGCGAGGGAGCCCUCUCUAAAAGUUCCUAUAUGCCCUCACCACGGCCAUUCCACGCCGUCAACGACCUACGGCCCUCUGUGAGUGCUGCUAAGAGGACCAUCAAGUCGUUCGUUGAUUCUCAAGUAGCCGCUGCUGUAGAAAAACUCCAUAAGAAUGUGGAACCGGAAUCUGCCCUGGACUACAUUAUCCACAGGGAGACCAAGUCCGCAGAGAAAUCAGGGCGGGCUCCUGCAGUUCAUGACCCGCGCAUCCUGGAUAUAACCCAGUGCUAUAUGACUGCGGGACACGAUACGUCCACCUGCUCGAUGCUUUGGAUCAUGCGUAGGUUGAUGGCGGAUCCAGAGCAGCAAGUCAGAAUCCGCCAAAGCUUACGAGUGACGUACCGGGAAGCUUACAACGAGCAGAGGGUGCCGAAUGCCCAGGAGUUUGGGAAGCACUCUGCCUACCUCGAGGCCUUUGUUGAAGAGGUUCUUCGAUACAACUGCCCUGUUCCAACUAUCCUUGUCAUGACAAAGAGGGACACGAUACUACUUGGGCAUCACAUUCCUGCCGAUACUCAAGUCUUUCUCAAUCUGACAGGGCCUUCCCUCACAACUCCCUCACUCACCAUCCAAGAACAAUCCAGAAACCAUACGGCCAGAAUGUACAGACAUAAAGCCGCUCAUGACAACUGGGAUGAUUUUGACCCUGCCGCUUUCCGGCCUGAGAGGUGGUUGAGGCAGGAUGAGCAGGGGACCAUGAUAUUUAGCCCCAGUAGUGGCCCUUCUCUAUCACUGAGCGCGGGCAACAGAGGCUGCUGGGGCCAGAAGCUUGGAUAUCUUGAGAUAAGGAUCCUUAGUUUCAUGGGAGACGUAUGA
Molecule: messenger RNA, 1176 nt
Organism: Clonostachys solani
Lineage: Eukaryota; Fungi; Ascomycota; Sordariomycetes; Hypocreales; Bionectriaceae
Source: the annotation of a GenBank genome assembly